AUGUCGGAGAGAAAGCGCCGCCGAGGAGAUCCGGCCGCCGCCGGUUCCUCCGGCAAGACGAAGAUCCGCAGCGACGCUUCCUCCUCGCCUCUCCUCUUCAAGAACCGCCUGAAGCCAGAUUCCAUCAUUCUCGCUACACUCCAGCAGCUGCACGCCGCCGAGCAGUCGUCCAGUUCUACUGGGAAGGUCCCAACCCUAGCUGAGCUUGGGCUCUCCUCCACUUGCCGCGAGGUCUCAGACCGAGAUCCUGCCGCUGUGCGGAUCACCAUCGAGGAUUCCAUCCUCGCCGCCGCCAGAUCCAUUCUUGAAGGGCGUGGUUUCUCCUUCUCUGUCCCGUCCCGUUCAUCCUCCAAUCAGAUUUACGUUCCCGAGCUCGACCGCAUCGUACUCCGGGAUAAGUCCUCCAUCCGAUCCUUCUCCAGUCUCUCCACCGUCCGCAAGACCACCAUUACUGUCCGCCUCCUCGCGCUCAUCCACCAGCUCUGCACGAAGAACAUACACGUCACAAAGCGUGACCUCUUCUACACAGAUGUCAAGCUGUUCCAGGACCAGACGCAGUCGGAUGCCGUGCUCGACGAUGUCUCUUGCAUGCUCGGCUGCACCCGCUCCUCCCUCAACGUUGUUGCCUCUGAGAAGGGCGUGGUGGUUGGCCGGCUGAUCUUUACAGAACAAGGCGACCGCAUUGACUGUACUAAGAUGGGUGUCGGAGGGAAGGCUAUUCCCCCGAACGUCGACCACGUGGGUAACAUGGAGAGUGAUGCGCUCUUCAUUCUCCUGGUGGAGAAGGAUGCGGCAUUCAUGAGGCUGGCCGAGGACAGGUUCUACAAUAGGUUUCCCUGCAUCAUUGUCACAGCUAAGGGACAGCCCGAUGUCGCCACGAGGCUGUUCCUGAAGAAGAUGAAGACAGAACUUAGGCUGCCUGUGCUGGCACUGGUCGACAGUGACCCAUACGGAUUAAAGAUCUUAUCCGUCUACAUGUGCGGAUCGAAGAAUAUGUCGUAUGACAGCUCAAAUCUUACGACGCCUGACAUAAAAUGGCUUGGAAUCAGGCCGAGCGAUCUUGACAAGUAUAAGAUACCAGAACAGUGCCGUCUACCGAUGACAGAUCAGGACUUGAAGACAGGGAAGGAUUUGUUGGAGGAGGACUUUGUGAAGAAGAGUGGGGGUUGGGUGCGCGAACUGGAGUUGAUGGUUCAGACGAAGCAGAAAGCUGAGAUACAGGCUCUGAGUACAUUUGGUUUUCAAUAUCUGACUGAAGUCUAUCUACCGCUCAAGCUACAGGAGAAGGAUUGGAUUUGA
Molecule: messenger RNA, 1299 nt
Organism: Spirodela intermedia
Lineage: Eukaryota; Viridiplantae; Streptophyta; Magnoliopsida; Alismatales; Araceae
Source: the annotation of a GenBank genome assembly